Messenger RNA from Saccostrea echinata, 672 nucleotides. Its product is annotated as glutathione S-transferase 1-like. The record is from RefSeq and is a predicted model, not a curated record. Gene Ontology annotation, biological process: glutathione metabolic process. Gene Ontology annotation, molecular function: glutathione transferase activity. NCBI's taxonomy places the organism in Eukaryota, Metazoa, Mollusca, Bivalvia, Ostreida, Ostreidae. Bases 48 to 662 code for a protein of 204 amino acids. The transcript is spliced from 5 exons.
AACCACGAACUGUCUACACUCGUGUUAAAGGACUCAUCGCUUGUACAAUGCCUAAAUACGUAUAUACAUACUUUGACGCCAGGGGUCGGGCGGAGCCCGCAAGAAUGCUAUUUGCCGUGGCAGGUGUACCCUUUGAGGACCGUCGUAUCAAACAAGAAGAUUGGCCAGCUCUUAAACCAAAAACUCCAAUUGGAUCAUUACCAGUGUUGGAGGUCGACGGUGAAUCUAUUGCUCAGAGUUUGGUCAUCUUUCGCCAUCUAUCAAGGUGUUUUGGUCUAGAUGGUAAAACUCUUUUGGACAAAGCAAGAAUUGAAGAAAUUGUUGAAAAUCUCACCGAAGUUAAAGAAGCUGGCUUCAAAGUUGCUUUCUGCCAGGAUGAGGAGGAGAAGAAAAAGCUCCAGGAGAGCUGUAUGAAGACAUUUGAUAAUGUAUGUAAUCGCAUAGAAAAGAUUAUUUCAUCCAACAAAUCAAAAGAUGGCUGGGCUGUCGGCGAAAAGAUGAGUUUUGCGGACAUCAUGUUGUUUGAGGUUUUUGAAGGAACUCUCAAACAAGAUCCAUCAGCAUUAGAUAAAUAUCCUAAAAUCAAAGCCUGUCGACAGAAAGCCGAGGCAAAUAAGAACUUGAAAGAUUAUGUAAGCAAGAGGGAGGAAACGCCAUUCUAAUGUUUAUAGU